This is a messenger RNA of Batrachochytrium dendrobatidis JAM81, 678 nucleotides long. Its product is annotated as ATP synthase complex assembly protein ATP12. The transcript is spliced from 3 exons. Gene Ontology annotation, biological process: mitochondrial proton-transporting ATP synthase complex assembly. The coding region runs from base 1 to 678 and encodes 225 amino acids. Gene Ontology annotation, cellular component: mitochondrion. NCBI's taxonomy places the organism in Eukaryota, Fungi, Chytridiomycota, Chytridiomycetes, Rhizophydiales. The record is from RefSeq and is a predicted model, not a curated record.
AUGGAUUAUAAAUUUCAAGAUGGAUUUGUACUACUUUUGGACGGACGCAUACUCAAAACACCAGAUGGAAAUCAAGUAGUGAUUCCAUUGAGUAGGCCAGCAUUUGCUGCGUUAACUGCUGCAGAAUGGGAAGGACAAGACAAAGUACUUAAAUCGCAUUCUCUUCCAUUGACUUCUAUUAUUGUUCGUGCAGUCGAUACAUUUAAAGAUGAUUCCAUCAGACAGGGUGUUAUUGACACCAUGCUGAAAUAUGUGCACACCGAUUCAAUAUGCUAUCAGCAAAGCUACCCAAGUUCCUUGGUGGAAUUGCAGAAAUGCUAUUGGAAUCCACUCGUUGAUUGGCUCAAGGAAGCGCACAAUAUUGACAUUGUCACUACUGAAGGAAUUAUAAGUGUUACUCAAUCAGAUGCAGUCAUGGACAAACUUCGCGAAAUCAUUCAAGGCUACGACAACAUCAAACUUGCUGCAUUUGAAAAGGCAGUGAUGCGGAGCAAAUCUUUUAUUAUUGGUCUGGCAUUGAUGGAAGGCGAAAUUUCUGUAGAAUUUGCUACCACUGCAGGUCGAUUGGAAGUCAUUCAUCAGAUUGAAAAAUGGGGAGAAGUUGAAGAUAGUCAUGAUACUGAUCGAGAAGAUCUAGCUAGACAGCUUGGAGCAUGCACAUGUGCUAUUUUGGAAUAG